UUUGAAGUGGCCUAAACGUGAAGGCAAUUAUCUGAAGUAGUAGUUAUUCUUCAGGUGACCUACUCAAUGAACAAUAAGUAUGUCGACCAGACGACUUGUUGAUAUCGGUGCUAACUUAACUGACAAAGUAUUCACAGGAAUAUACCGUGGCGUAGUUCACCAUGAAAAUGAUUAUCAAAAUGUGUUGCGUCGGGCCAGAAAAUGUGGUGUGGAGAAAAUAAUUAUAACUGGAGGCUCGCUUGCUGAUAGUGCUGAGGCUAUUGCCUUAUGUGAAACUGACAAGGAUCUCUUUUGUACAGUCGGCUGUCAUCCUACCAGGUGUUUGGAAUUCAGUGAAAAUCCAGAUGACUAUCUUAUGAAACUGAAAAAUCUUAUUCUAACGACGAGAAAGAAAGUUGUGGCUGUAGGUGAAUGCGGUCUCGAUUAUGAUCGGGAAGAGUUUUGUCCCAGAGAUGUUCAAAAAAAGUAUUUUGACAUUCAGCUAAAAUUAGCUAGUGAUGUGAAACUGCCUAUGUUUCUACACUGUCGAGCUGCACAUGAAGACCUUUUGAGUAUGAUGAACGACGCCAAGGAAAGAUACUUUACAGACACUCCAUUAAAAGGUGUUGUUCAUUCAUUUGAUGGUACACAUAUAACAGCCAAGUGUUUUAUUGAUAUGGGAUUAUAUAUUGGUAUUAAUGGUUGCAGUUUAAAAAACCAAGCCAACUUAGAAGUGGUGCAAAGAAUUCCAACUGAUCGACUACUAUUGGAAACCGAUGCUCCAUGGUGUGAUAUCAGACGGACUCACGCAGGUUAUUCUUUUGUCAAGACACAUCCUACUUACCGCAAGCAUACCUCUUGGGACGCAUCCUGUAUGGUGAAAGGACGAAAUGAACCAGCUAAUCUUGUUCAAGUGCUAGAAGUUGUUGCUGGUUUGAAAAGUAUGGGUGAAGAAGAAUUAGCAGAAGCAACCUAUCAGAAUGCUGUUGAUCUAUUUUCAUUACCAAUAUAAGCCAAAACCAAAAAAUAACCAACUUUGGUUAUUUCUCAUCGCACAAUGCUGGAUUAGUUCAAAUAAAAAUUUAUAUAUGGCAAAAGGGGAGCAUUAACGCUAAAUAAGGCUGUUCAGCUUCUGUAUUAGCAAGCUGUUUCACUGGAUGGCCAGUUAAACCUGUUGUAAAUGACAACUGCAAAAAUGAACUGCGUAAAUUAUAUCUCGGGAUCAAAUCCUGAGGUUACACGGUCACCGUUUUAUUCCAACAAAAGUCAGGUACAAAAAAAGCACUAAGAAAUCGAUCAUCG
Molecule: messenger RNA, 1281 nt
Organism: Heterobilharzia americana
Lineage: Eukaryota; Metazoa; Platyhelminthes; Trematoda; Strigeidida; Schistosomatidae
Source: the annotation of a GenBank genome assembly